AUGUUUGGAUUCGGCGAGGCCCGCGAACAGUACCAGCAGGUCUACGAUGGCGAACCAAACAAGGCCGAGUUCUCUCACGAGCUCGUUGCUGGUGGUGCUAGCUUUGCGGCCAUGAAGUAUUUCGAGGACCGUCAGCGCAAGGAGGGCAAGCCAGUCUCUCACCAGUUCGCCAAGGAGCUCAUCGCCGGCUUCGCUGGCGCUGAGGUCGACAAACUCGCCGAGACCAAGGGCGAGGAUUGGUUUGAUCGUGAGAAGGCCAAGCACGAGGCCAAGAAGCGAUCUGAGCAGCUCUACGACCAGCACUAUGGUCAGGACGACCAGUACGACCCAAACAACCGUGACCCGCCACAGCACCUCCGUGAGCACUUCAACGACCGCGAUGGGUGGUAA
This is a messenger RNA of Pseudocercospora fijiensis CIRAD86, 390 nucleotides long. RefSeq lists its product as uncharacterized. Bases 1 to 390 code for a protein of 129 amino acids. NCBI's taxonomy places the organism in Eukaryota, Fungi, Ascomycota, Dothideomycetes, Mycosphaerellales, Mycosphaerellaceae. The transcript has 3 exons. The record is from RefSeq and is a predicted model, not a curated record.